UGCAAUCCGAAAACGAUCUCCGUGACAGCUGAGGUAAAAAGUUGUGUUUGUAUUGGAAAAGCUUGUGAAAAAUCUUAAUUAUUCCGAGCCAUCUUUUAGUUUUAAGUUUCAAAUAUUAUACCAUACGAAAUAUAAAAAACAUACCAAAUGGCUGAAGCAGAUAAAUUGAACAUUGAUAGUAUAAUUGCCCGUUUGUUGGAAGUACGAGGAGCACGACCUGGUAAAAAUGUACAGUUAACCGAGAACGAAAUCAGAGGAUUGUGCUUGAAAUCCAGAGAAAUUUUUCUUAGCCAGCCGAUUCUACUAGAAUUGGAAGCUCCCCUCAAAAUUUGCGGUGAUAUUCAUGGGCAAUAUUAUGACCUCCUUCGUCUUUUUGAAUAUGGAGGGUUCCCCCCAGAAUCCAAUUACUUAUUUUUGGGAGAUUAUGUAGAUCGUGGAAAACAAUCUCUUGAAACAAUUUGCUUACUACUGGCAUACAAAAUUAAAUACCCAGAAAACUUUUUUUUGUUGCGUGGUAAUCAUGAGUGCGCUUCAAUUAAUCGUAUUUACGGAUUCUAUGAUGAAUGCAAAAGGAGGUACAAUAUAAAGUUGUGGAAAACAUUCACUGACUGUUUCAAUUGCCUACCUGUUGCUGCAAUCGUAGAUGAGAAAAUAUUCUGCUGUCACGGAGGAUUAAGUCCUGACUUACAGUCAAUGGAACAAAUCAGAAGGAUAAUGAGGCCAACUGAUGUGCCUGACCAGGGGCUCUUAUGUGACUUGUUGUGGUCUGAUCCAGACAAAGACCAAAUGGGCUGGGGCGAAAAUGACAGAGGGGUCAGUUUUACUUUUGGCGCAGAAGUCGUAGGGAAAUUUCUGCACAAACACGACUUUGAUUUGAUAUGUCGAGCGCAUCAGGUUGUUGAAGACGGGUACGAAUUUUUCGCAAAACGACAACUUGUUACUCUCUUCAGUGCGCCAAACUAUUGUGGUGAGUUUGAUAAUGCAGGUGCGAUGAUGUCAGUUGACGAAACAUUGAUGUGUAGUUUUCAAAUAUUAAAACCAGCAGACAAAAGGAAGUUUCAGUACAACAUGAAUGCUGGUAGACCUGUAACACCUCCGAGGGGUGCCACGAAUAAAAACAAAAAGAAGUGAAUUGAUGUAUACAUAAGGUUAGGGUUAGUUGAAACAUGAUUAUAACAUUUUUUUAUCAUUUUAAAUACUAAAAUUUAAAGUGAGGUAGUAAUAACUUUCAAAUGUUUUUUAAAUGUUUUGCAAUUUUUUGUUAAUCACUUCUAGUAGGUUAGGAUAGUAAAGUGGAUAAUUCAGUAUAAUUAUCUUGUUACAUCAUUAAAUCUUAGUAUUUAAAAUGUCGAAUCUGGGCCGUUUUACUUUAUUUCAUAUUUGGUAUUACAUUAACAGUAAUAUCUAUUUAUUGAAUUGAAAUAAACUCAUAGGUAGAA
Leptinotarsa decemlineata (Colorado potato beetle) is the source of this 1439-nucleotide messenger RNA. RefSeq names its product serine/threonine-protein phosphatase alpha-2 isoform. Gene Ontology annotation, cellular component: nucleus; cytoplasm. Gene Ontology annotation, molecular function: protein serine/threonine phosphatase activity. Lineage: Eukaryota; Metazoa; Arthropoda; Insecta; Coleoptera; Chrysomelidae. The record is from RefSeq and is a predicted model, not a curated record.